GGCCCCCACGAGUCGCUCUCGUCUCUUAGCAACCGGACGCACUGCCCCCUCCCGUUCCGCUCGCCGCGGUGCGUUAUGGGAUGGGAUCGUGGGCGAGACUGCUGCCCGGAGCCUGUGCGGUGCGGGCCCGUUACUGGCUCCCCUGCUAGCGGGGCCGCAGGGCGGGCUCCCGGACCAGGUAAAAAUGAUGCAAAAUGUCCACCUGGCACCUAAAGCAGAUGAAGAUGAUCUUUAUUCGGGCUACAAUGAUUAUAACCCCACCUUUGACACAGAGGAUUUAGAAAAUGACACAGCUUUUCAGCAGGCUGUGAGAACUAGUCAUGGUAGAAGACCCCCAAUAACAGCCAAAAUUCCAGGCACAUCAGCUUCACGACCUUUAGCUACAGGAUUUGGGUCAAAGACAGCAUUAUCGUCAUCAAUGGGAAGACCAAUGACAGGAGCUAUACAGGAUGGAGUUGCUCGACCUCUAACAGCAGUUCAUGCAGCAGGUUACACUAAAGCAGCUUUGAGAGGUUCUGUAUUUGAUCCCCUUGGUCAAGCAAGAGGUCCUGCUCCUCCUUUAGAAAUGAAAAAUGAAGAUACUCCAGAAGAAAAGAUUAGACAGUUAGAAAAAAAAGUGAAUGAGUUGGUUGAAGAAAGCUGCAUUGCCAACAGCUGUGGAGACUUAAAAUUGGCUCUGGAAAAGGCAAAAGAUGCUGGAAGAAAGGAAAGAGUGUUGGUGAGGCAACGUGAACAAAUUGCAUCUCCAGAAAACAUCAACUUAGAUCUCACUUACUCAGUUCUUUUCAAUUUGGCCAGCCAAUAUUCUGCUAAUGAAAUGUAUGCUGAAGCACUAAAUACAUAUCAAGUCAUAGUGAAAAAUAAGAUGUUCAGCAACGGAGGCAGACUGAAGGUGAAUAUGGCAAAUAUUUAUUUAAAACAACGAAACUAUUCAAAAGCUAUCAAAUUCUACCGCAUGGCUCUAGAUCAGAUUCCAAGUAUCCAUAAAGAAAUGAGGAUUAAAAUAAUGCAGAACAUUGGAGUUGCAUUUAUUAAAACUGGCCAGUACACUGAUGGCAUUAGUUCCUUUGAACACAUAAUGAGCACAUCUCCAAACCUGAAAGCAGGCUUCAACCUGAUCCUUUGUUAUUUUGCCAUUGGAGACCGUGAACAAAUGAAAAAAGCUUUCCAAAAACUGAUCACUGUUCCAUUGGAAAUUGAUUAUGAUGACAAAUAUAUUUCACCAAAUGAUGAUCCACAUACUAACCUAUUGAUUGAAGCCAUUAAAAAUGAUCAAUUAAGGCAAAUGGAACGUGAAAGGAAAGGCAUGGCAGAAAAAUAUAUCAUGACAGCUGCAAAAUUGAUUGCACCUGUGAUUGAAACCUCCUUUGCCAUAGGCUAUGACUGGUGUGUUGAAGUAGUAAAAGCUUCCCACUAUGUAGAGUUAGCCAAUGACCUGGAAAUAAAUAAAGCAAUUACAUAUUUGAGGCAAAAGGACUUCUAUCAGGCUGUGGAGACUUUAAAAAUGUUUGAAAAAAAGGAUAGCAGAGUAAAAAGUGCAGCUGCAACAAACCUUUCAUUUCUUUAUUAUUUGGAGAAUGAAUUUGCACAAGCAACCAACUAUGCAGAUUUAGCUGUGAAUUCUGAUAGAUACAACCCAUCGGCUCUCACUAAUAAAGGAAAUACUGUGUUUGCAAAUGGAGACUAUGAAAAAGCAGCAGAGUUUUAUAAGGAAGCUUUAAGGAAUGAUUCCUCAUGCACUGAAGCACUUUACAAUAUAGGUUUAACAUAUAAAAAGUUAAACAGAAUAGACGAGGCUUUGGAUUGUUUUCUGAAACUUCAGGCAAUCCUUCGAAACAGUGCCCAAGUUCUCUACCAAAUAGCAAGCUUAUAUGAAAUAAUGGAGGAUCCCAACCAAGCCAUAGAGUGGCUCAUGCAGCUUAUCAGUGUAGUUCCAACUGAUUCAUAUGCACUGUCGAAACUAGGGGAAUUGUAUGAUAAUGAAGGUGAUAAAUCCCAAGCUUUUCAGUAUUACUAUGAGUCAUAUCGGUAUUUCCCUUCGAACAUUGAGGUCAUUGAGUGGCUUGGAGCCUAUUACAUUGAUACCCAGUUUUGUGAAAAAGCCAUUCAGUACUUUGAGAGAGCAGCACUUAUUCAACCAACACAAGUGAAAUGGCAACUGAUGGUUGCUAGUUGUUAUAGAAGAAGUGGUAACUACCAAAAAUCUCUAGAUACAUAUAAGGAAAUACACAGAAAAUUUCCAGACAAUGUUGAAUGUCUACGGUUCUUAGUUCGUCUCUGCACAGAUAUGGGACUGAAAGAAGUUCAAGAAUACGCGACAAAGCUCAAGAGAGUGGAAAAACUAAAAGAAAUAAGGGAACAGCGUGUUAAAUCUGGCAGAGAUGGCAGUGCGCGUAGCCGCAGAGAAGGGAGUGGUAGCGGGGAUAGUGGCGGUAGUGCUAAAGGGGAACGACUAAGUGCCAAGCUGAGGGCUCUGCCUGGAACAAAUGAGCCCUAUGAAAGCAGCAGUAAUAAAGAAAUAGAUGCUUCCUAUGUAGAUCCACUUGGACCACAAACAGAGAGACCAAAAACUGCAGCAAGAAAAAGAAUGGAUGAAGAUGAGUUUGCUGAUGAAGAGUUAGGAGAGGAUUUGCUUCCAGAAUAAUGUACAGUACAGGAUAACAUUUAUGUAUUUUGAAAGUUUUAGCAGAAAAAUAUUCAGAAAUAAUAAUUUUAUAUUAGAAACUGAUAAAAUGUUUGAGGAAAAAUUCAUGUUGUAUUUAUGGUAAUGUACAUAUAAAAUUGUGAAUUUGGAGUCAAGAGUUUCUAUUAUAAUCAAUAAAAACAGUAAAAAAAAUGAGUUUUUUGU
Messenger RNA from Chelonia mydas (Green sea turtle), 2848 nucleotides. RefSeq names its product intraflagellar transport 88 (gene IFT88). Gene Ontology annotation, cellular component: centriole; ciliary base; non-motile cilium. Lineage: Eukaryota; Metazoa; Chordata; Testudines; Cheloniidae. The coding region runs from base 185 to 2644 and encodes 819 amino acids. The record is from RefSeq and is a predicted model, not a curated record. Gene Ontology annotation, biological process: non-motile cilium assembly; kidney development; inner ear receptor cell stereocilium organization. The transcript has 26 exons. Gene Ontology annotation, molecular function: kinesin binding.